Cladophialophora bantiana CBS 173.52 is the source of this 4365-nucleotide messenger RNA. RefSeq lists its product as uncharacterized. Gene Ontology annotation, biological process: phosphorylation; phosphorelay signal transduction system. Gene Ontology annotation, molecular function: protein binding; phosphorelay sensor kinase activity. The record is from RefSeq and is a predicted model, not a curated record. Bases 1 to 4365 code for a protein of 1454 amino acids. The transcript is spliced from 2 exons. NCBI's taxonomy places the organism in Eukaryota, Fungi, Ascomycota, Eurotiomycetes, Chaetothyriales, Herpotrichiellaceae.
AUGGUUGGUGGCGAUGUCGAAUUUGAACCCAGGCCGACCGACGAUGCUGUCUGUGACCCAUGUAUAGCCUCUUCAGAAUCUGUUGCUGCUGCUACUACCACCGCUGGCCGGCGCGAUGCCACUGCUUCGCCUGCGCUUGAUUUCUUCAUCGACCUACCUCAUCUCCCUAUGGCGAGCGAAACCGCAUUGGCCGCCCUCGCGACCCUGCCUACACCGAUCCUGGUCCUGUCUUCUUUGAAAACGGUCGUUCUGGCCAAUUCUGCCAUAGCAAGGCUGCUGGGGGUGGAUCAAGAUGAUCCCGGCUUCAGCGUCGGCGACUUCCUCAAGGGUCAGACGCUGUCGCAGUUGGGAAUUGACAUGUUCGCCGACGGCGGCGUCCCCAUAUGGGUCAGUUGGGAGAGAUUUCUCGACAACCUUGCCAGUGAUUUGCACCCGCCUGCAGGAGACAGAACCUCCUCGGGAGAUUCGUUGCGGGAUGUACAGAGCGGCGAGACAACUCCCAUUGCUGUUCCCGAGGCCGCCGCCGCUGCAAGAGGUAGGUCGCCCCCGCAAAACCGUCCCGAAAAAUCUCAAGAUACCGUGGUCGAUGUCAUCAUCUCCGGCAGCCAUCAUGACCAGUCGCCACAUCGCAUUCCGCGACACAAACAUAACAGUGCCCGUCGCGCUGUCCGCGCCACCUGUCGAAUGAUAAUAAGUAUCUGGGCCCUAGAAGGACAGCAGUUUUUCACCUUGACGUUUACCAGCUCAGUGGGACAUCCGUCUCAUCGCCCAUGGUCACGCUCAUCAGGUACUCCACGCCAUCCCUCGUCCCAUUCCGCCAGGUCCUCUCGUUCUUCUCAGCCCCAAACUCCUGUGUCUUCGGGGAGGACUUCUCAUGUUGGGUCACCCGGAGAGCAGUUACACGGGGUCUCGUUCCCUCCUAUCGCCCCUCCUUCCCAUUGUAUUGCCCCUUCCGCCCCGACGGACUUUCAGAAGGUCCUCAAGAUGAAGAAUGCCAUGUUGAGCGCGAUUGAGAUCCCAUUGAUUGCCAUGUGGAGAGAUGAGAGCGUGGUGUUUCCAAACCUGGCUGCCCGAAAAUUACUGGCAGUCGAGGCCGAUCCAAUGUCUGACGAGUCGUAUGAUUUCAUGUCGCGAUUUCGCCCCUGGGCAGCAGAUUUCUCAAGAGAGCUCGAAGAAGAUAACAACCCCGUCGUGGCCCUGUGUCGCACUCAGCAACCCUUCACGAACUGGAAGAUUGGCCUGCUUGACGAGAAGACCGGCAAGAAGUCCAACUUUGACGUCAGCGGGCACCCUGUCUACGACGAAAAGUCUGGAGAGUUUCUGGCGGGCUUGAUCGCGUUCAAGGAUGUUACAGAAUACACGGAAAAAAUUGCCCACCAAACAGCAGAAAACGAGGAACAGUUCCGCCUCAUCUGCGACAUGAUGCCACAAAUGAUUUGGACGACGAGACCCGACGGCUACCACGAUUAUUACUCCAAAAGAUGGUAUGACUAUACUGGCCUGACCCCUGCCAACUCUUUAGGUCCAGGCUGGAAGCAGCCUUUUCACCCAGAGGACAUGCCCGAGACCACACGCAAACGGCGUCAUUCUCUCGAGACCGGAGAGGAGUACAUCACCGAGUAUCGUUGCAGAAGGUUUGACGGUGAAUGGAGAUGGAUGCUCGGGAGGGCCCUGCCCAUGCGACACCACAAGACGGGCAAGAUUCUCAAGUGGUUCGGCACUUGUACCGAUAUUCAAGAAGUCGUCGACGCCAAGGUUGCCGGGCAGAGGGUCCGACGGCAAUUGCUGGAUGUGUUGAAACACUCGCAAAUGACCAUGUGGAUUCUCGACCGACAAUUGAAUGUCAGUUUUCACGAAGGGUCCUUCGUUAUGGGCGAUGUGACCACCGAACAAGCCCUCGGGGCCCCUGUCCUCGAGGUUUUGCGCGAUCACCUUGCGCCGCAAGCUAUUGACGAAUUUAGAGAGGCUCUGUAUCGUAUCCUCUCAGGAGUCUCCGAUCUGGAAAUUUGCGAGAAUGAGGUGAAUUCUAGAUGGUUUCGGUCCAAGAUGGUUCCGUUGAAGGGCAAGACAGGCCCGAAUGGGGUCGAAGACGAGAACUUCAUUGCCGGAGUCAUUGUUAUCGGAUCCGACGUUACUUCAUUACGGCAUAAAGAGCAAGAAAACAUCAUAUUGCUUGCAAAGGAGACCGCGGCCAAAGAAGCGAGCAAGAUGAAGAGCAGCUUUCUCGCCAAUAUGUCUCAUGAGAUCCGGACACCCAUCGCAGGGGUGCUCGGAAUGUCAGAGCUGCUCAUGGACACUUGCCUAGAUGCGGAACAGAGCGAGUUCGCCCAGAACAUCCAGAGGUCUGCCAAUUCCCUCCUUACCGUCAUCAACGACAUUCUAGACUUCUCCAAAAUCGAAUCCGGUCGGCUUGAUAUUGAAGAAGUGCAAUUCAGUCUGAACCACGUGCUCCGCGAGGUUGCCAACAUGCUUUCAUUUGCCGCUCAACGGAAAGGACUCGAAUUCAGGAGUAUCGUCGAUCUUAGACCCUCGGAAGAACUCAUUGUGUUGGGUGACCCUGGCCGAAUACGACAAAUCCUAGUCAACCUCUUGACCAACAGUAUCAAGUUCACUUCCAAGGGCUUCGUCAUGCUGAGCACCUGCAUCCUUGGUGAAACCACCGACACAAUCGCCAUCGAAUUUUGUGUCGAAGACAGUGGUGUUGGGAUAGAGGAAGAAGUCAAGAGGAGGUUGUUUACACCGUUCAGCCAGGCCGAUUCAAGCACCGCGAGGCGUUUUGGAGGGACCGGUCUCGGUUUGACGAUAUCCAAAAACCUGGUGGAUUUGAUGCAUGGAACUAUUCGCCUGGAGUCCAAGCUGGACGCAGGGACCAAAGCUAUCUUCAAUGUGCCAUUCAAAAAACUUGAAUACCAAACGGGGUCUCCGGCGGCCUUGCUCGAAGUGGGCACGGUGCCCGAUAGGUUACAAUCCGACUUGUGUCUCUCUAGGGAUUCGUCAAAAGAAGAAGUUCCAAAACACCCAAAGAUAAUGACUCCGCCCAAGUCAUCGGGGAAUACAAGCAUGGCAAGUCCAGGGACGGAACUUCUUGCGGCUGAUCUCGAGCGCAAUCAGAUACAUAUACUCGUCGUCGAAGACAACCCUGUGAACCAACAAAUUGCCCUCAGGUUCAUCAAAGCGCUGAAGUUUUCUGCAAUUGCUGUGUGGAAUGGCCGGGAGGCACUGGAGUAUCUUCUCAAAGCCACCUCGCCCGACCUCGCUCCCGAGCAAUCACAACAAUAUCCGAUUCCUUCACUGAUACUCAUGGAUGUGCAAAUGCCCGUCCUGGACGGUUACCAUGCUACACACAUGCUCAGGCAUCACCCGCCAUUCACAGAGAUUGAGAUGAUUGCGAAAAUUCCAAUUGUGGCCAUGACCGCAUCGGCGAUUCAAGGUGACCGAGAGAAGUGUGAGAAAGCGGGAAUGGACGACUAUAUGGCCAAACCGGUCAAGCGGGCUUUGUUAGAGAAAACCAUAUUGAAGUGGAUAUCUAGGGCCCGCAAUGGCUACAAGCACCGGAAAUGGUCAGAAGCUCCCGCAGAUCCCCGGCAACCAUCAUGGGGAAGCGCGUGCACCGACCACUCAUCGACUUGCGGCCAGAACGAUGCAAUCGCCGCCGAAUUCUAUGCUCGCAAUGGAAUGACAAACAGUUUGUUUGCCUCGGCUGCGGAGACACCAGCCUCAGAGAAGAGUGAGAUUGAUCUGGUUGAAAAGGCCGCUGCCCUCCGGUCUAGCAUCUCCAGGGCCAUCCUCGCCACCGAGAUUCCAGGAGGCGGAACAGAAGGAGAUCGCGAAAUGAGGAGGGCCGAAGCUGAAGACAAAGCACAGGCACUGCGCGACGCUAAGCUGUUAUCGGUGACCGACUUAAGCCAUGGCCCGUCUAUUAUUGCCGCCACGGUCAUGGUAGAUGGCUCGUUUAUGCCGGGUCCUGGCUCGUCCGAUCUAGCCCAACCAGCCGAUGGAGGUGGCGGAUCCGCGCCGACGCUGGCAUUGACGGAAGAGAAUGUGUACCUCUUCAACAACACCCAAGACAACGGUUUCGGGGCAGUGGAGACCCCUUCUCCUGAAAUGACGUCUGAGCGAUUGACCUACCCUCUUUCGGAUAUUCCUGGACCACCACCUGAGGGAACUCUUGCCGCAGUAGAUCUGGCAGGCGUCAACGUCAAUGCCAAGGCCCUGGCGUCGUCGAUCCUGGAAACGGCACAGCCUUCGACUUCGCCGGCGGAAGAGAUCACAUCACACGCGGAAUCAGGUGGCGAGCGGCCUCGGAACUGUCGACAGAAGAGCGAUUGGAGCACGAGUACAGCACGACCUGAGAAGGCCAUAUGA